Cucurbita maxima (winter squash) is the source of this 1868-nucleotide messenger RNA. RefSeq names its product ammonium transporter 2-like. Lineage: Eukaryota; Viridiplantae; Streptophyta; Magnoliopsida; Cucurbitales; Cucurbitaceae. Gene Ontology annotation, molecular function: ammonium channel activity. The coding region runs from base 280 to 1743 and encodes 487 amino acids. Gene Ontology annotation, biological process: ammonium transmembrane transport. Gene Ontology annotation, cellular component: plasma membrane. The transcript is spliced from 4 exons. The record is from RefSeq and is a predicted model, not a curated record.
ACUGCAGGUGGGAAGAUGGAAGUACUCCGCGGAGGCAGGAGGAGGAAUAUAGGGUCAAAACGGCAUCCACUCGGCUCGAGUUGAUACCAUUUUUUAUGCGACUCCGCUGAAAAAGAACUCAACUACUCCCAAUUUCUCACCCCAUUCCUUCAACAUCCUUCAAAUCUCGCUAUCAGCACUUCAAUUCCUAGAAACCCACUUGUCAUACCCUCCAAAUUUCCUUCCUCCAUCAAAUUUGAAACUUCAUUCUCCAACCCUCAAAAAAUCACCAAAUUACUGAUGAACAACACCGCCCAGCCGGGAAACAUGGCCGCCGGAUCCCCGCCAUGGCUGAACACCGGCGACAACUCUUGGCAAAUUACAGCCUCCACUCUCGUCGGACUUCAGAGCAUGCCUGGCCUUGUGAUUCUCUACGCCAGCAUCGUCAAAAAGAAAUGGGCCGUCAAUUCUGCCUUUAUGGUCCUCUACGCCUUCGCCGCCGUUCUAAUUUGUUGGGUCCUCGUCGGUUACCGAAUGGCAUUUGGCGACCAGCUGGUUCCUCUGUGGGGCAAGGGGAUUCCAGCUCUGACCCAAAGUUACCUAAUUGACCGAGCCGAUAUCCCUGAGAGUGGCAAUACAAACAACGAUGGAAGGGUAACGCUCAGAAUUGAACCCAAUAUUCCGAUGGCUUCGCUCGUGUAUUUCCAGUUCACUUUUGCUGCGAUUACGGUGAUUUUACUGGCUGGCUCUGUUCUUGCAAGAAUGAACAUCAAAGCUUGGAUGGCGUUUGUUCCUCUUUGGGUAAUUUUCGCAUACACCGUCGGAGCAUAUUCUGUUUGGGGCGGAGGGUUUCUCUUUCAAUGGGGCGUAAUUGAUUACUCCGGCGGCUACGUGAUCCAUCUCUCUUCAGGGAUUGCUGGCCUGACCGCCGCUUAUUGGGUUGGGCCGAGGAUUAAGAGUGACAGGGAGAGGUUUCCGCCCAAUAACGUACUGCUGAUGCUGGCCGGAGCAGGGCUGCUGUGGAUGGGAUGGUCUGGAUUUAACGGCGGGGCGCCGCACUCGGCGAACGUUGUCGCGUCGAUAGCAGUGCUGAAUACGAACGUGAGCGCCGCGACGAGCCUUCUGGUGUGGACCAUUUUGGAUGUGUUGUACUUUGGGAAGCCAUCGGUGAUUGGAGCCAUUCAGGGUAUGAUGACUGGCUUGGCUUGCGUUACUCCCGGCGCAGGGGUAGUGCAGACGUGGGCGGCUAUGAUAAUGGGGAUUCUGGGAGGGAGCAUUCCAUGGGUAUCCAUGAUGGUCCUUCAUAAAAAAUUGAGUUUCUUGCAAAAGGCUGACGACACGCUCGGCGUAUUUCACACGCACGCGGUGGCGGGAUUGAUGGGCGGGCUUUUAACGGGGCUUUUAGCCGAGCCCACUCUAUGCGAUCUAUACCUACCGAUAACCGGCACACGGGGAGCCUUUUACGGCAAAAACGGCGGCGUUCAAUUCCUGAAACAACUGGCCGGCUCCGCGUUUAUUAUAGGAUGGAACAUAGUGUCGACGACCAUAAUACUCCUCUUUAUUCGGCUGUUUAUGCCAUUGAGGAUGCCUGAUGAGGCACUUAUGAUCGGCGAUGACGCCGUCCACGGAGAGGAGGCUUAUGCUCUUUGGGGCGACGGCGAGAAAUUCGAUCCCAGAAGGCACGGCACUGCGGGGAACAAUAUUGAAGAAGGAACGGCCUCGCCUUAUAUUCAUGGUGCUAGAGGAGUAAUCAUCGAGUUGUAAACAUUUUUAUAGCCUGCUUUGGUUUGAUUCGAGUGCGUCUUGAACGUUCAUAAUUUUAGUGGCUUUUUUUGUUCCGAAGUUUAUUCCUGGUGUGGUGACAUUCCUCUGUUAUUAAGAUGAUUUAA